This is a messenger RNA of Caenorhabditis briggsae, 363 nucleotides long. Bases 1 to 363 code for a protein of 120 amino acids. Lineage: Eukaryota; Metazoa; Nematoda; Chromadorea; Rhabditida; Rhabditidae. The record is from RefSeq and is a predicted model, not a curated record. The transcript has 4 exons.
AUGGGAAAUACUGAAGAGGAAUUGGUAGAAGAAUGGGUUCAAGAUUCACAAAAUGGAUCUCAAGUCCCGCUGGAUCACUUAGUAAGUUUUAUAAAUUCACUGAUUUUAUCUGCUUGGCUUCGCAGGUUUCUCUCUAUGGAUACGCAUUAUUGGGCCUUGAAGACUCUGACGAAACUGUUAGAUUUCGUAAAAUCGAACCGAGCCAUGAAGAAACUGAUCAGAAAGUUAAAGAAAGAGAGUACGAAGAGCCAAAAAGGAGAGUUAGGUCAUCGAAAACGGGCGGUCUGUACCGAAAUGGAUCGAACGAUGGACCGACGCGAUCGAGACGACAAUCACUCAAACUACUAUAUAGCUGAAGGGUGA